Molecule: messenger RNA, 2289 nt
Organism: Symbiodinium sp. CCMP2592
Lineage: Eukaryota; Dinophyceae; Suessiales; Symbiodiniaceae
Source: the annotation of a GenBank genome assembly
AUGAUCCGGCAGAGAUUGGCCUUUGCCAUCGGACUCACCCUCAUCACUGGCUAUGCCUUCACGGAGCUGAAGUGGUCAGCAUGCGAGAAUCUGAAGCUGCAAGCCGUGGCAUUGGGGACCGGCUCUCAGGUUCACACGGCUGACGCGGCCAAGGACUGCGUGGAGGUGCAUGAGAUCAACCCCAAGUAUGUCAGUGGGCGGCUGGUGACGAACCACAACUCACUAGUUUUCAUCACCGCGAUGUUCAACAUACUCUCCCCGCGCCGGAUCCUGCCCGAGGUCGACGCCGACUACAACAUCUCCAUGACGAAGGUGGACCUUGCUGGGUCAUCAGCAGACGAAGUUGCGAGGUGCGGAAAGUACGUGUACGACUUCCGGAUCAUCUUGUCGAGCCACAUCUCGACCGCGUUCCGAGUCAAAAUCCUUGUGAAGACCUACAUGAGGACGGCCAUCACGAAGUCGUACUACCCGCCGAUGCUGUGGUUCACGUACUCGAAGCUGGGAAAUCAUAGUAUCUACCGGAGGUUUGCGCGUGUGGCGCUGCAGUCGUGGAAGACCGUGCAGACGGUCCGGGGGAUGAUCCCGGUCCACGUGCACAUAAACGGGUACGAUGCUAAGUUGGACCGGAUCUUCCGUGCCUUUGGCGGAGUCACGCUGAAUGCCACACUGCCAAGAAACUGGACUGAGAGCUUGAGUUCUCUUUCGGGCUACAUGGCCUGCUUAGGGAAGGUCCGAAUCUUCGAACAUGCCGAGGCUGCACGCCCGCUGCUGGCUGCGAUCCCCGCAGCCAAGUACUACGACACCGAGUACGCGAUGUGGAGUGAUCUUGACAUCGUUUUUCUCGCUUCCUUCGGGAUGGAGGAGCUGCCGCGUCCUGGAGUCAUCGCCUGGGGCUCCCAAUUCAAGAAGGGCAGGUUUUUUGAAAACACGGGCGUCGUCGUGGUGAAUCUUAAGACUUUCAAGCUGGCGAUUGCAGAGAGAAUCCUGAAGAACUUCAUAAAGAUCAAGGGGGCAUGUGAGCAGGACGCCCUGAACAAAUACUUCAAGCAGGACCUCCUGGACAAGGAUCUUGACGACCAGGACAUCCUCGCGCUUCCCGAUGAGUACAACUACAAGUGCUACUGGGGAUUUUACAUUUUCAUGGCCCGAAGCCAGGAGCCACUGCUUCCUGGGCUUCUCACAGCCACUGCCGACGAGCUCUCGCCUUCCGAGAAAGAGCCGCCCUCCGAUGCACUUCGGGACCGAGGCGGCCAGCAGAUCGCGGAGGGGCUUGGGUCGAUGACGUUGUCGGGGGCGUGGGCUUCUCGACCACACUCCAAAGCGGAGGUGGACUUGGAGGGGCGGGCUGCCAUGGAGGUGGAACGCCAGGCUCUGAAAGCUCGAUUCGAAAGAGAAGCGCUGUGCCAAGGCCGAAGCCGCCAGCGUCGCCUCUGGAGACAGGUGCUUGCAUGGGAUGGCUCAUGGCAGAAGACGGAGGUCUACGAAGAGGCAGAGCUGCCAGACUUGCCCGGCGGCGAAGCCGAGGGUUCCGGAGGCAGAGCUGCCGGACUUGCCGCAAGUGCCCGAGGGCCUUGCGGCGAAGCCGACGGUUCCGGAGGACCGAUUAGCCUGCGAUCCAGAAGAUGGACGUGGGUGCCACCUUCCGUGAUCUCCGAAGAGCGUCAGGGGCGCUGGUGUACUACAUCCACGCGCAACAGCACAGCAUGGACUUGGGGGACGGCUGGCGGCAGUUGCCCUUCAACGUUGUGCUGGAGUACGUGGCGGCAUGUUAUCACGCCGAGCCGUCAUGCUACGCGGACCCCAGCUUCAGGGGCGGCCGCAGGGAGGAGGAUCAGCAUGCUGGCUUCAGAUCAUUGUGGAGCCCGAGGUAGCGAUGGCACCUUUACAUGUCCGUGUCAAUGCCUAUUCUGCUUGGUUCCAACUAUGGGGGUCCAUAAAUGCUUGCUUGUAGUUGAUGACAGUCAUAACAUACCAGGCAUUCGUGUCUCAGCCUGCCUUCGAAGAUUGCAAUGCCAUUCGCCUUUGUGUUCUCCAGUCCUUCAUGAGACUCAAGCCGCUAGGGCACAGAAUGGGUUGAACCCUUCGAUUCCGUGCCCCAGCCUGCAUGCCGGCGAGCGGUUACAGCCCAAUGCUCAGACUUCGUGGCUUUCGUGCUGUGAGUCCGAGAGGGGGAUGUUUGUCGUAUCACACAGAACUGCGUUUCGCGGAUCUGUAUGCAAACCUGGUUCUGGUGCCCAAGCCUUGACACCGACAUCGUGCAAAAGACAAUCACAAAUCUCAACCCGAUGA